This is a messenger RNA of Lathyrus oleraceus (garden pea), 375 nucleotides long. RefSeq lists its product as uncharacterized. Lineage: Eukaryota; Viridiplantae; Streptophyta; Magnoliopsida; Fabales; Fabaceae. The transcript has a single exon. Bases 1 to 375 code for a protein of 124 amino acids. The record is from RefSeq and is a predicted model, not a curated record.
AUGAGGUGCAGUGUUACAAUCGUCGAAGGUUUUGGCCACUAUGCUCGAGACUAUCGAAGAAAGAAGGAUUCACGAGUGAAAGAUAACGAUGAAGUACAAUAUGCACAUGUUCAAUAUAGUGAUUAUGAUGAUGUGCUACUCAUGGCCAACACCCAAUCGAACACUGAGCAAACCAACAUGUGGUACCUGGAUUCAAGAUGCAGUAACCACAUGUCUGGUAAUAAAAAUUGGUUCACCAAGAUAGAUGAAUCAGUUGAGAAAAUGAUAAAGUUUGCAGAUGGAAGACACAUCACAUCAGGUGGAAAAGGAGAUAUCUUUGUUGUCAUAAAGGAUGGUCGAAAAGCUAGCAUUACUGAUGUGUUGUAUGUAGCUUAG